Molecule: messenger RNA, 6582 nt
Organism: Photinus pyralis (common eastern firefly)
Lineage: Eukaryota; Metazoa; Arthropoda; Insecta; Coleoptera; Lampyridae
Product: fatty acid synthase-like
Exons: 26
Coding region: 53-6505 (2150 amino acids)
Biological process (GO): fatty acid biosynthetic process
Molecular function (GO): fatty acid synthase activity; oxidoreductase activity
Source: RefSeq, a predicted model, not a curated record
GCUCUUGAAUCUACUCAGGUGUAACCCAAAGGGAUCGACUGUGCCUUGAAAAAUGAAGCUCGAAAGUGUCUACGAUGUGGUCAUUUCUGGUAUUGGGGGCCAUUUUCCCAAAGCCAACAAUAUUGAGGAGUUCAAGAAGGGAUUGCUGAGUAAUCAAAAUUUGCAAGGAUCGAGAUGGAAGGCGGGGGAGCGCGGUGUCACCAAUGUUAUCGGUACAAUUGAGGGCAUUGAACACUUUGAUGCCUCUUAUUUUGGUAUACACAGGGAGCAGAGUAAUUUUAUGGACCCCAUGCAACGGUUGGUCUUGGAACGUACCUUUGAGGCGUUAAUCGAUGCAGGUGUAAACCCGUUGGAUAUUAGAGGGAAGAAGAUUGCAGUAUACGCAGGUUCGUCUGUUGGAGAGAACGACAAUUUGUUUUACGAGUCUAUUGUAAGCGGUUUUGGAAUCACCGGUCACUCCAGGUCUAUGAUGCCAAAUCGUGUCUCCUAUUGGCUCAACUUGAAAGGUCCCAGUUGCGCUUAUGAUAACAAUUGGCUCAAUGGCAUUGAAGUUAUACAAGCAGGAUAUGACACUAUCAGAUAUGGCCAUUGCGAAGCGGCUAUAGUCGCAACUGCCAAUUUGGCUUUAAAUUCGGAAUUAUCCUGGAUCUACAAUGACAUGGGGUUACUUUCUCCAGACGGAUCAACAAAAUCAUUCGAUGCUGAUGCUAACGGUUAUGGAAGGAGUGACGGAGUCAUAGUAUUUCUACUGCAACGGAAGGAAGAUGCAAAACGUUCCUAUGCCACAAUCCUUGGAGCUAACUCACGAUUUAACGGAAACAGAGAAGGCGCUUUUCGCGAUUUAAACACAGACGCCAUGGCCAACUUUAUUCGCGAGUUUUACGACGAGUGCAAAGUCGAUCCCAAAGAAGUUGAGUUUGUAGAAUGUUACGGAUCUGGGCAAAAGGAAGUAGACGAGGCCGAACUAACAGCAAUUGAUCGUGUAUACUGCAAGAAUCGACAGAAGCCGCUCCUGAUCGGAUCUGUAAAGCCCAACACAGGCCACGCGGAAGCCUCGGCGAUUUUAAUGAGCCUUGCGAAGGUACUGGUCGCUACGGAAACCGGGUACAUUCCGGCCAAUUUAAAUUACAAAACGCCGAACCCGAACAUCGAAGGACUGGUGAAGGGAAGACUGGAGGUUGUCACGAAGAAUAAAAAAUGGGAAGGGGGGCUAAUGGCGAUCAACGGAAUUGGGCUAGCUUCGUCUUAUGGGCAUAUUUUGAUCAGGGCUAACCCAAAAGUGGGCAAAGCACCCGCGGACAAUAUACCUAGGGUGGUUUGCCUGUCAACGCGAACCGAGGACGGGAUCAAAGCAAUUUUGGAAUCGCUGAAAUCGGAAGAGACAAUCGAUCCUGAAUACGUGGCACUGAUUCACGAGUCUUUCAAAAAAUCAAUCGCCGGACACUUGUAUAGAGGAUACGCAAUCUUAGACCAACCAAAAGAAGAACGCAAGUCCGAAUUUGAGUACUAUCCUGGAAACAAAAGAGAAAUCUGGUUUUGUUACUCCGGAAUGGGAAGUCAGUGGUGUAAAAUGGCAGUAGAUUUAAUGGAGUUGCCUAUAUUUGCGUCAGCUAUGUAUGAAUGUCACGAAAUAUUGAAGCCCAAAGGUAUAGACCUAAUGAAAAUUGUAACGGAGGAUGAUCCAAAAAUUUUCGACAACAUUUUGCAUUCGUUUGUGGGAAUUGCAGCAAUUCAAAUUGGCCUGACUGAUACUUUGAAAGCUCUUGGUAUUGUACCGGAUGGUAUUAUUGGGCACUCGGUGGGAGAGUUAGGUUGUGCUUACGCCGAUGGGUGCUUUACAAAGGAGCAGAUGAUUAUGUGCGCAUACUCACGAGGAAAGGCGUCACUGGAUGCAACUUUGAUUACGGGAAUGAUGGCCGCUAUUGGCAAAGGAUACCAGCAAAUGAAGGACGAAUGUCCCCCCACGAUUGAGGUCGCGUGCCACAAUGGCCCGGAUAGUUGCACACUAUCAGGUCCUAAAGAAGACAUGGAGAAAUACGUCAAGGAACUGCAAGAUCGAAAUAUAUUUGCACGCCUCGUUAACGUCUCAAAUAUCGCCUAUCACAGCAGAUACAUUAAACCGGCAGCUCCACUUCUCUUAGAAAAUCUUAAAAAAGUUAUUCCAGAGCCUAAAGCGCGCUCGUCUAAGUGGAUCAGUACUUCGGUACCGGAAGAUAAAUGGGACACCGACUUGGCCAAAACCUGUUCUGCAGAGUACCAAACUAAUAACCUUCUCAGUUCAGUUUUGUUCGAAGAAGGCUGUCGGCACAUUCCCAAGGACGCAAUCGUAAUCGAAAUUGCGCCACAUGGACUUUUACAAGCAAUUCUCAAACGUUCACUGAAAGGGAAUUGUACUAACAUUCCACUUACACUUCGUUCAAGCGAUAAUGGAGUAAAAUUCUUGCUGUCGGCCAUUGGAAAAAUGUAUCUUGCCGGCAUCGACACGUACCUUCCGGCCAUAUACCCAACCGUAAAGUACCCAGUAUCCAAAGGCGUCAAAAGUCUAACUCCACUAGUUCACUGGGAGCAUGGAGAGAAAUGGAGAGCCGGCUUGGAAGACAAGCUGAACUAUAUGGCCAGUGUCAGAGACCUAACCAUUUCGCUAAGCAAUGACGAAUACCGCUACUUAAACGCUCACCAACUCAACAAAACUACCAUUAUACCCACUUCCACAUACUUAGCGUUUCUCUACGAUAUCCUCACCGGAACAAGAAUCACGAAGAUAUCUGAUGUCAUCUUCGAAAACUUGAAAUUUAAAAAUAUGGUGACCGUGCCUAAAAUGGGUAGCAUACCAUUGUAUGUUAUGGUUCAAAAAGGAAGUGGAGAAUUUGAAAUUUCAUCCGGUGAUCAAUUGGUGGGAACUGGUGUUAUCAGGACACCAGAUUCGGAAAGGUUAUUCGCGGAAAUGUAUAAUAUUGAUGUUGAUGAUAAAGCCAUGACGUUGACCAGUAAGGAUAUUUACAAUGAAUUCAGUCAUAGAGGACAUACGUACACUAACAUCUACAAGGCGAUGCUUGGAGUAACAAUGUCUGAAGAAGGUUCUAUUGGGAAGAUUAAGUGGAAUAAUAGCUGGUCACAGUUUAUGGAGGGUAUGCUACAGCAAUUUUUGUUGAAGAGCGGAGAAAAAGAUCAAUCUAUCCAUCGAGUGUCUACCAUACAACGAAUUGUGAUGUCCAUUCCACUGUUGCCCACAGAACCAACAGAGCUGGAAGUUGUCUACGACUACUAUACAAAGGUGAUCUCAACGGAAGGUAUCCAAAUAUGUGGAGUUACCUCUAGGGCCAUAGAAAUUGAGAACAAAGCGGUAACGUUUGAUUCCAUAGAUCUAACACCACUCACCAAUGUGGAAUAUAAGAAUAUUGAAAGCGGUAUCAAUUUGAGCUUCCAGUUGGUCUUGGAAAACUUCGUCGAUCGGCACGUUUCUAACAUCAUGAUCGUUGAAGUCGAAACCAAAAAUGGGACAUUCGAGCAGAAUAUUAAAAAUGUAACCAGUCAGCAUACACACAUUAGCGCGAACAUUUCAUCAGUCACAGAUGCUAAGAUGGUGCUCAUAUCGCAAACUGAUCCAAUGCUGGUUAUAAUUAACGACAAGGUCAACGAAGACUGCGUGAAGUUGGUGACGUCUUCACAUGCGUUUCUGCUGGCACGCACUGGAGGAAGUAAUAUGACUUCUGCCGAUUUAGUAGAGGUUGCUCAGUUUUCUGUUUUGGGGGAGUCCUAUUCGCUGCUGCGCAAGAGCGCGAAGGUCGAUGCUUCCAUAAUUACAGUAGAUAGUGCUUCUUUGUCUUCAACCGAUCUUCAACGAGACGACCAACGCUGGGUAACAGAAUUCAAAUCGGCACUUGCAGCCAAAAGUUCCGAAAAUAAACGCGUUUACCUGACAUGUUCCGUGCUACCAUUUGAAGGAAUUUCCAACUUUGUAAGUGCCGUUAAAGGACUGCCAAACAUGAAGAACGCCAGGUUUGUAUUCGUCAUGGAUAAGAAGAUGCCACCAUUCUCGGUUAAAGAGGCGAUUUAUCAACACGUUUUUCGUGAAGAUUUGCUAUUGGUUGUCGCCAAAAAUGGUACUACUUACACCUACGUGUCUGUUCCAACAGCAUUUAAAGACGACAUUAAAAAUCCUCCACCUACAAUAAGCAACAUUGUGGAGAAUACCCGAAUUGACUAUCUGGGAUUGAACGUGUACGAUGAAACACUUUUCCUAGAGGGCGAGCCCAAAGCAGAGCUCGGAAACAUCGACUAUUCCGGCGUAAACAGCGCAGGCGAGGAAGUAAUGGGCCUGGCCAGAUUCGAUACGGAAUUUAGCAAAUUAGUGUUUGAUCCAAUUCUGAAAUGGAACAUCCCGUCAGUUUGGACAAUUCAGGAUGGUGCUACCAUACCGCAUGCCUAUACCAUGGCUUACUAUGUGCUUCACACGCUUGCUCGAACACAACCCAGCGAAACUGUUUUGAUACACAACGGAUGUUCUCCCCUUGGCUACGCGGCAAUUUCUAUCGCCUCUGCCAUAGGGUGCACUGUGUUUACCACCGUCACCUCAGAUGUACAAAAGGCCUACCUUAGGCGACAGUACAAAUUCCUGAUUGACCGAAAUGUGCUAAACGGUAUGAACACCUCCUUCGAGCCGCACCUUCUGAUGGCAACGGGCGGCGUAGGAGCGCACGUUAUCAUCAAUUGUUACACGGGAAGUAUGCUAAGCGCGACACUUCGCUGCGUUGCGGAGUUUGGACGAAUUUAUCACAUGGGAAAGAUCGACUGUGAGGACAAUAACGAAAUCGGAAUGAGCAUAUUUUUGAAGAACGUCUCAAUUACCGGCGUAUGCGCGGAAGAGAUCUUCGACGAACCUGACGAUGUUAAAGAGGAGGUACGGGCACAUGUCACCAAAGGAUUGGAGGACUUGGUUGUUCGACCAAUUAAACGAGAAAUUGUCGAACAUCAAGAUAUUGCGUCGUCUUUAAGGAAACUGAAGGAUGUCGAAUACAACGGUAAAAUUGUGAUAAAACUCCAAGAUAAUUUAGCUAUAGGACAAUUUAACAUCAGCAAGACGGAUCAAUACAUGUGCAAUCCCAGCGGGUCUUACCUAAUAUACGGUGGAAGUUCGGAGAUGUACACUGACCUUUUGGAGUGGUUAGUUUUCAGGGGGGCCAGAAAAAUCGUUUUGGCCACAAACGGCCGCACACCUGAAGAUAUGCAUUUGCAUCGUCGCAUCUCGCUGUUACAGUCGUCUUUUAACGCGACAAUUGUUUUCUCAAAGAAAAAUGCCAAAAACAAAGACGAGGUGGCUGGUCUUUUGUCCGAAAUGUACUCGCUUGGGGAAAUUCAAGCCGUAUUCACACUACCGCGUGUUAAAGCAGGAGAGUCUGCGGUAAACGCGAUACUUAACUUGGAAUCCUGUUUAAAGUCUAUGGCACCGAAAACCCAAUUUAUCAACUUCGUUGAAGACGCUGCCGGAAUUUGUGAACUGCGCGUGAACGCAGGUUUCCCAUCACAUAAUAUCGCUUGGGAGAACCUUUUAAAAUUCCCAGACGUACUCAAAUCUCUGGAUUUGAUACUUACAUUUAAAGCGAGGAACAUAUUAAUCAAAUCCGACCGGUUGAAGGACGUCAUUCAGGAGAAUUCGCAAUCGCUGUAUAAAAAGCUCAACCUCUUAUUGCCCCACUCAAUUUCUGAAAUGAAAGCGGAAACGUGCACAGCACCUGAAGGUAUAGAGUUCGAGCAAUAUCCAUCUCUGUGCGGCAGGGUGAUAAGGGACUCGCCUCCCGUCUUCAUGUUCCCGGGACUAUUCCAAAGACGGGCGGCCGUUGAGUUAUCAUUGCUCUUAUUACAUCCAGUUUUCUGCGUAAAUUACCCCAACAGCAUCAUUCCCGUGUCGGAAGCGGCCCAAACUCUUGCCCUGAGGAUCAAGCAAAUUUACCCGAGAGGCCCCUACAACAUCAUCGGCAUCUCCUACGGUGGACCUUUCGCAAUUGAAGUGGCGAAGUGCUUGGAGCGCCACAACUGCAGAGUUAAACUUCACCUGGUGGAUGGCGCCCCGGAUACAAUUCAAGGCAUUCUGAAACACUUGGGUGAAGGGUCAAACAACGAGAUCGGACUGCUGUGCCGUGUCUUAAACUUAACCAACCCCGAUAUCGUCAAAAGCUUGAGCACGCUGUCAGGGUGGCAGCUACGUCUCAAAUACGCCCUGAAACAUUACGAGUGCUCGGAGGAGGACAAGGAAUACUUAAGCGAGACGCUGAGUACAUUCAAAAAGUACGUGAACGCGAUUUUAGCCUAUCAGCCUUCUGAUGAUCUAUUAGUGGGACCAAUCAGUAUAUUACGACCUAGUGGUGCGAGCCAAUAUGACGUCUGUGGAAUUACCAAGUACUGCCAGCAAAAUCCCGAAGUGACCGUUGUCGAUGGUAAUCACGCAACGAUGCUGAAGGAGAGGUCAACUGCAAAGGGGAUCAAUAGUAAAGCUUACGUUCGUUAAAAGAUGGUUUGUUGGAAAUUGAAUACUUUAUUAACUGUACAGCAUUCUAAUAAAAUAAAAAGCAUUAACUAUUUUAA